Molecule: messenger RNA, 2679 nt
Organism: Salvia miltiorrhiza (redroot sage)
Lineage: Eukaryota; Viridiplantae; Streptophyta; Magnoliopsida; Lamiales; Lamiaceae
Exons: 2
Coding region: 938-2215 (425 amino acids)
Biological process (GO): regulation of transcription by RNA polymerase II
Cellular component (GO): SAGA complex
Molecular function (GO): transcription coactivator activity
Source: RefSeq, a predicted model, not a curated record
AACUCUUCAGCACGGAGUAUCACAUAUUGAGGUCAUACUCUGUGCCUAAAUUGUUGUACUCUUGAAUAAAAUUAGACAAAAUAAUUUACUUUCUAAUCAAAUAGGAUACGAGAAAGAGAGGAGAGAGAGAGAGCGAGGAGAGAAGCGGAGCGCGAUCAGAGAGAAAAACAAAGAAAAGGGGUCUUCAAAUUUUUGAUUCAGGAAAUUUUCUGUGGGGAAGAUAAAGAUAGUGAAAUAGAAAUGUGAAGCAAAGAUUUUUGAAGGGAUAAGAAGCAAUGGCAGGAGAAACUACAUGGGUUUCAGAGGAGAAGUGUGAAGAGAAAGAGAAGAAAGAAAAAUAAAGCUGAGAGUGUUAUUGUUGUGAUGAUAAUUUUUUUUUGUUCCUGAAUCUAAAUUGUGGGAGCUCCAAUAAGUUCAAUUUUGAGCAUAAAAAUUUGAACUUGAAGUUGGAAAUUCAAGCUUGAAUCUUCGAUUGAGGGAGUGGCAUUUUGGGUGUGGUGGGAUUUUAGGAUAUUGUUGAAUUGUGGUGGUUUACUUAGAGUUGCAGGGAGGUAUCUAAAUUUUGAUUUUGAGAUUUAGGUCAAUAAAAGGUUUUCUUUUGUAUCAUAGUAUAGAAUUUGGGUUCACGCUGAAGAAUUUGAAAUAUCUGAAGUUUGGGUUUUUGGAGGGAGAGUCGGUUUUAAUUGAAAAUUGGGAUCUCAUGGUAUGCACUCACUCUCCAAUUGUCGUUGUAUAUAAAUGUUGAGGUGUUGGAGAUGGGUUGUGGUUUGACAUUUUUAGGGUUAUUAGAAAGGUGAAUGCUUAUAAACUGGUUUUUGGGAGAUGGAGUAUAAUGACCCCAGUUUACUCCAGUGUUCUGUAUCGUCGCUUUGGUAGCUUGUAUUUUCGUUUUUAUGGAUUUUUAGUGUGGUGAAAGAGGAGAGAGAGCUGCAGAGAGAUGCAACCGCCUCAUCAGCGUUCGCGGAUCAAUCUUGAUGAGUUGAGAGCUCAGAUAGUAAAGAAACUUGGGCCUGAAGGGUCCAAGCAGUACUUUUACUACUUACAGAGAUUCUUGAAUUUGAAACUGAGUAAGGUUGAGUUCAACAAACUAUGUCUGAGAGUUCUUGGACGGGAGAAUAUUCCGCUCCACAACCAGCUUAUUCGUUCGAUACUUAGAAAUGCUUGUUGUGCAAAGUCCCCACCUCCGGCAUGUCAUAAGGAUGAUGCUUCGAAACAUGGUAUGCAUGUUGGUAGCCAGGAGAUCUGUUCUGAUGGUUACCAGCAAAACGGGUCCCACAUUGGCACGGCUCAGGCUUCUAGUUCACCAGGUUUGUCAAAUGGAGGUGACAUGCUACCAGUUUCACCCAAAAAAACUAGAUCUUGUUUCCGUGAUAGGAGAACUGGGGACCGCCGAAGUGCUCUUGGACCAAAUGGAAAGACUAGUUUUCCUCCUCAGGUGGCUGCUGCCGCUCAGCCUAUAAUGGAGAAUGGGGAUUUGAAUCCACCUGAUACUGGGAUGCUGGUGCAACGAGCAGAGGAUGAAAGAGAGAACUUGGCAUCCCACCAUGCUAAAAUGCUGACAGUGAGGAGAUCACCAGAUGACCUGGCAGGUGUGUAUAGCAAGGAGCAGAUGCAAUUGGUAGGUAGACAUGAUAGGAAAGAGGCUUCUUCUAGGAGUCCACUUCAAGCACCCCUCGGGGUUCCUUUGUGUACAGUUAGCAUCGGUGGGGCUUGCAGAGCUCUGCCUGCUGCAAGCAGCUGUAGAUCUAUUGGCACGUUCGACGAUGGCACUUUGUUGGACAGCCAUGUAUUGACGGACCGAGUGGAACACAUUGCUUUAGCACAGGGUCUAAAAGGAGUGUCAGUGGACUGUGCCAACAUACUGAACCAUGGGUUAGAUUCUUACAUCAAGGGAUUACUUAGGUCUUGCAUUGAACUCGUCGGAGCAAGGUCGGGGCAUGAGUCGACAAAGAAUAGUGCCCACAAGAGCCACACUCCCACGAAGCUAGUUAAUGGUGUCAAACCAGGUCAUCAGUAUCAUAUGCCAAAUAGUAGCGCACAUCAGAAUCAGAUGCUGAAUAAUGGUGCAGAUCAGUAUCAGAUGCAAGAACAGAGGGUCGUUCCCCAAAUUUCGUUGCAGGAAUUUAGAGUUGCUAUGGAGCUGAAUCCACGGCAACUUGGCGAGGACUGGCCAUUGUUACUAGAGAAAAUAUGUACACAUGCAUUUGAAGAAUAACAGAGAGCCUACAGUUCUUGCUUCCCAGUUGAGUGAAUUGGUCCGUGCUGGAUCAAAAGGCAUGUUUCUUCUCACUUUGGUGUCACUUUAAUUUCUCCUGUUCAUAGCCUUUGGAACCAGCAUAGAUAUCUUAAAGUUCAAUUCCAAGAUAAUAGAGGACCAAACCAGGGAAUUUUUAUUCCACAUGCUUUCUUGAAUUGGGAGAGCCCAUCAUCAGCAACUAUUCAGAUGAGAAGAAUGCCGCGAAUCAGGUUGCGCUGUUGUAUGAUUAGCAUUAUCCCGACUUAUAAUUUUUUUCUUUUAUCCUGUAAUUUACAGCCAAAUGAGAAAUUCUAGAACAGUUUUGCAGGAAUAAUUUAUUUAGUUCUCGUCAAAGGGUGGGAUUUUGUGAUGCAAUAGACAAGUUCAUGUACCUUCACCACCAAUAGUGGUUGGAAUUUAAUAUUAACAACACGAUUAACCAA